Molecule: messenger RNA, 1875 nt
Organism: Mytilus californianus (California mussel)
Lineage: Eukaryota; Metazoa; Mollusca; Bivalvia; Mytilida; Mytilidae
Product: GDP-fucose transporter 1-like
Exons: 1
Coding region: 41-1048 (335 amino acids)
Biological process (GO): GDP-fucose import into Golgi lumen; protein O-linked glycosylation via fucose
Cellular component (GO): Golgi apparatus
Molecular function (GO): antiporter activity
Source: RefSeq, a predicted model, not a curated record
AUAACAGUUAAAGAUAGCUUGCAAGUACAGAGGCUUAAUCAUGGUAGAGAAAAAAUCGUCGAUUGGUAAAGUCUGCUCUGUUAUCAUCCUAUACUGGGGAGUAUCGAUUUCAAUGGUUUUUGUAAACAAGCAUAUUCUCAGUGGAUCAUUUGGCGACAACGAUGUGUCCAUAUUUGUUGCCUGGUACCAGUGUUUCUCAGCAGUGAUAGGGAUACAGUUAUGUGGCUUUAUUUCUAGAAGAACGAAAAUUCCUGUGAAAAUUCCGAAAAUUGAAUGGAAUUUGUUACUGAAGAAAGACUUCCUUAGAUUCUCAUUUGCAUUUGUUGCAAGCUUGACCAUGAAUAAUUUGAUGUUGAAACAUAUAGGCGUUGCAUUUUAUCAAGUAGCGCGAUCAUGGACUUUAAUAUUUACAAUUUUAUUUUCUCAAUGUCUCCUUAAGAAGGAUAUAACUUAUAAAGCUAUCAUAGCCUGUUUAAUUGUAACGUGUGGAUUCUUCAUAGGAAUAGACCAAGAAGAUGCUUCCGGCACUCUGAGUGUCUGGGGUAUAAUUUACGGAAUUUUUGCCAGUCUCGCUACAGCUUUAGGUGGAAUUUUUAUUAAACGGGUACAACCCAUAGUUGAAGGUGAUAGUUUUAAACAAGCAUACUACAACAAUAUAAAUGGCGUCAUUAUAUUCUUCCCGCUAGUCUUUAGUACGGGACAAUUGCAACAAAUUUUGUAUUCAGAAUUCAUUUUUCAUCCGUCAUUUUGGAUAUGCAUGACAAUAUCUGGUGUUCUUAGUUUAUCUAUAGGCUGGGUGAGUGUUCUCCAGAUAAAACACACUUCACCAAUCACCCACCAUGUGAGUAACACUGCCAAGUCUGUGUUGAUGACAGUAUUAGCUAUAAUGUACUAUAAUGAAGAGAAAACUAUGCUGUGGUGGGGUGGAAAUUUUCUAGUUAUAUUUGGUGUGAUGUUUUAUACAUACAGUAGAAUGAAUGAGAAGAUGGAUCAAGAGUUACCUGACUUGACUAUUGAGCCAGAAAACAAACACAAUCAUAAUGUUUAAUUUUAUUUCCAUUUUAUCUGUACUUUGAAUGAUUUUAUGCCGGAACAAACAAAAAAAGCUUAAGUGCCAUAAAGUUGCAUUUUUCUUCUUUAGUAAAGGAAAAUUUCCAUAAUCAUGUACUUUAACCAAGCUUAUUUUUAAUUAGCGAUUUAUUAAGGCAAAUUCUCCUAAAGAAAAAUUAUCAAAAAUCGUCAAACUGGAAUCUUUUUUUUUAAUGGAAAACAUCAACAAAGUUUGUAAAUAAUCACAAAUGUCCAAAAACCUUCCAGAAAGGGUUGAACAUAAAAAAAGCAUUUAUGAAAAUAGAAAAAUAAGAUGUGGUAUGAAUGCCAAUGAGAUAACUCUCAAGCAGAGACAAAAUGACAUAGAAUAUUUACAAUUACAAGUCACCAUACAGCCCUCAACUUUGUGCAAAACCCAUACUGCAUAGCAAGCUUUAAAAGGCCCUUAAUAAAAAUGACAUAUGUAAAACAAUUCAAACAUGAAAACUAAUGACCUGAUUUAUGUCCAAAACAAUAAAAAAAAAAAUGAUUUACAUGUACAGCAACAAAAGACAACCACUGAAUGAAAGGCUCCUGACUUUGGACAGGUUGGUUCACAGAAUCAAAAACCUUAGGGUGCUUUGACAAAUGUGUUGUCACAUCGAUAUAAAAUUUGUUUACAUUAUAAAAUUUGUUUAAGUGCAAUUUUCACUAAUAAGUAAAAUUUUCACAAAAAUGUAUGUCCUAGGAAGUGGUUUUGUACAUAUAUACAUGUAAUUACAACAGUUUUUUUUUCUUUUUGAAAAUGUUGAACAAAGGCAUUCAGAGGGUCUAGUCUAUCAUGUC